AUGAUUGUUAUUGCAUGUGCAUUUUGUGCUCUGAAACAUGGUAUAGAAUCAUUAAGACACUACUAUGACAAGUUAGAGCAAGUAAACAUUGAUAAUUUAGAUCAACCAAAAUCUGACGAUAAAAGAAAUAGUGAUGAUUUUGGUGAUAAUGCUAAUGACGAUGGUGUCAGCAUUAAAAGGCAGAAUAAGAAAUUCUCGAAAUUGCGUAAAAUUUUCAAUAUCAGAAAAUCAAAAAAAUU
Messenger RNA from Entrophospora sp. SA101, 239 nucleotides. The record is from the annotation of a GenBank genome assembly. NCBI's taxonomy places the organism in Eukaryota, Fungi, Glomeromycota, Glomeromycetes, Entrophosporales, Entrophosporaceae.